AUGGGGUCCAUCGCCCCCAGCUCCAAGAGGCUGCCAACCUUUGGUGCAUCUGCACAAUAUGCGUUUACCACGGGGUCCACUCCGACGGACCCGUACGUUUACCAAGUCGGCUUUGGGAAUCGGUUCUCCUCCGAGGCCAUCCCGGGAGCUCUCCCUCAGUCUUGCAAUGUCCCGCAGAGAGUCAAGUACAAUCUGUACUCCGAGCAGUUGAACGGCACCACCUUUGUUUCGCCGCGAGCGGGCAUUCAUCAUGCAUGGUUCUACCGCAUAUUUCCUUCUGUGGCCCAUGGAGACCUCAAGAAGAUGCCACGAAACGCAGAUAUCGAGUCCAGGUUUUCUUCCGGGAACGAGAAUGUCGACUUCGUCCCUGGUGGGCUUUGUUGGACAGCAUUUCCGGUCCCAAAGGCCACCGGCCCAACCGUGGAUUUUGUUCAGGGGCUCAAGACGAUAGUCGGUUACGGAGACCCGACGGCCAAGGAGGGAUUGGCUGUUCAUAUCUACGCCGCCAACGCAUCGAUGAAGAACCGUGCUUUUUGCAGCAAUGAUGGAGACAUGCUCUUUAUUCCCCAAGCUGGCAGACUGGAUAUUCAAACAGAAUUUGGAAGGAUGAUGGUACGACCUGGAGAGUUGGCCGUUGUCCAGGCUGGCAUCCGCUUCAAGGUUAACCUACCGGACGGGCCGGUCCGGGGCUAUAUACAAGAGGUUUUUGGAAGCCGGUACGAGCUACCGGAGCUGGGACCGCUUGGAAGCAACGGAAUGGCUCUGCCACGCGACUUCGAGUUUCCCGUCGCCUCCUUCGACAUGGACAAGUCGGAGUGGGAAAUCAUCUACAAGCUGGCUGGAAAACUGUGGUCAUGCAAGCAAAACCAUACGCCCUUCGAUGUUGUUGCCUGGGAUGGCAACUACGUACCAUUCAAGUACGCGGUCGAGAAGUUUGUCAACGCCGCCUUCGUCGAUAAAGACCAAGCCGACCCAAGCUUAUAUACUGUUCUGACGGUGAAGUCCAAGACGCCUGGGGUUCCUGCAACAGAUGUCAUGUUCUUCACACCCAAGUGGUCAUCGGCGACGAACACCUUUCGUCCCCCUUACUACCAUCGGAACAUGGCAACGGAGGUUGUGGGGAUAGUGUACGGUGACUACAAGGGCACGAGUCGUAACUUGCAGGCCGGUGGCUUGAGCUUCCAAUCAAGCUACACGCCUCAUGGAGAAACACACGAAGCGUUUGUUCAAGCAACGACCGGCGAGCUCAAGGCACAACGCCUGGGAGAAGGGUACCUUGGAUUCAUGUUCCAUAUCAGCGCACAUUGUGCAGUAACACAAUACGCUCUGGAAAGAAGCGGCGUGCUAGAAGUGCCGCCUGCAUCUCUGUGGGACUCGAUGCAAGGCCACUUUUUUGAAUAUGUGGAUGAGGUUAACGAGGAUCUGCGGAGACGGGGAUGGCCGUCUCUCAGAUCGGGGAACACUCCUUGA
Molecule: messenger RNA, 1470 nt
Organism: Colletotrichum graminicola M1.001
Lineage: Eukaryota; Fungi; Ascomycota; Sordariomycetes; Glomerellales; Glomerellaceae
Product: homogentisate 1,2-dioxygenase
Exons: 11
Coding region: 1-1470 (489 amino acids)
Biological process (GO): L-phenylalanine catabolic process
Cellular component (GO): cytoplasm
Molecular function (GO): homogentisate 1,2-dioxygenase activity
Source: RefSeq, a predicted model, not a curated record